This is a messenger RNA of Drosophila arizonae, 868 nucleotides long. RefSeq names its product Glutathione S transferase T4 (gene GstT4). Gene Ontology annotation, cellular component: cytoplasm. The record is from RefSeq and is a predicted model, not a curated record. Lineage: Eukaryota; Metazoa; Arthropoda; Insecta; Diptera; Drosophilidae.
UAAAAAUCGAAUCUUAGACGCAAAGAAAUCGUAGAACGAAAGGCAACAAUAACAACAAUGACGCCGGUAAAGUUCUAUUUCGAUUUUCUUAAUCAGGCUAGCCGAUCACUUUACAUACUAUUGGAGGCAUCCAAGAUUCCAUUCGAGGCGAUACCCAUAUCAAUGGUCAAAGGUGAGCACUUAACGGGCGAGUUUCGGGACAAAGUCAAUCGGUUCCGCAAGCUGCCCGCGAUCACCGAUCACGGCUAUCAACUGUCCGAGAGCGUGGCCAUCUUCCGUCAUCUGGCGCGCGAGAAGCUCGUGCCCGAGCACUGGUAUCCGCACCGUCACCUGGGCCGCAGUCGUGUCGACGAGUAUCUCGCCUGGCAGCAGACCAACAUGGAUGUGGCGUGCACCGACUACUUCCAGCAAAAGUGGCUGGUGCCCUACCUCCAGAAAACUCGACCCUCCGAUAAUGCGGUGAAUUCAGCUAGCAAGCAGCUGGAGCACACGCUUAAUGACUUCGAGGAGCUGUUCCUGAAUUCCCGUAAAUUUAUGCUAGGCGAGAACAUUUCGUAUGCGGACCUCAGUGCCAUCUGCGAAAUAGACCAGCCGAAGAGCAUUGGCUACAAUACCUUCAAGAAUCGAAAUAAGCUGGCCCGCUGGUACGAAGCAGUGCGCGAGGAGCUGGGCCCCUACUACACCGACGUCCAGAAGGAGUUCGAGGCCAAGCUGAAGCUGACCAAUGAUGCUGCGCAGGGCGAGAAACAGGCGCAGGCCGUCAAGCAAUGAUCAGUCCAGAUCGCAACAGCUCUUGUUUAUAUAAAUGUCUAUAUAUGUAUAUAUACCCUGUACACAUUGGACGGAGGGGUCGUUGUGACGCUGUAGU